GGGGGGGCCGCCGGCUGCACCUCCCACCCUGUGUUUUCCCCCCCUCAUUUCGUUGCUCCUCCGUUUUCACAUCAGCCUCUGACACCGCUCCCGGGUGACGCCGCCACCACCGGCCCGCCAGGGGGGCGCUGUUGGCCGCCACCGUGCACCGUCGUCGUCGUCGCUCCCCCCACCUCACUCCGCCCUCGCGCGGUGCAGGUCGGGAGUUGUAGUCCCCGCCCGGCACGUGUGUGAGGGGAGGUCGGGCCCAGCCGCCGCCAUGCCCAAGGUGCGGGCCGGCAAGCGGCCGCGGCGGGAAGGUGGAGAGGGCCGCGCUACGGGCAUCCUUUUCAACACCGGGGCCGGUCAGCACAUCCUGAAGAACCCCCUCAUCGUCAACAGCAUCAUCGAGAAGGCCGCCCUACGACGCACAGAUGUCAUUCUGGAAGUAGGCCCGGGAACUGGUAACCUGACAGUAAAGAUGUUGGAGAAAGUAAAAAAAGUCAUUGCUUGUGAAAUUGACCCUAGACUUGUUGGAGAACUUCAGAAGAGAGUCCAGGGCACGUGUCUGGCAAACAAACUUGAAAUCAAGGUUGGAGAUGUCUUGAAAACAGAGUUACCAUUCUUUGACGCAUGUGUAGCUAACUUGCCUUAUCAGAUUUCUUCACCUUUUGUUUUCAAGUUGUUACUUCAUAGACCUUUUUUCAGGUGUGCAAUACUUAUGUUUCAAAGGGAAUUUGCACUUCGUUUGGUUGCCAAACCAGGAACUAAACUGUAUUGCAGACUCUCUAUUAAUACGCAGUUAUUAGCCCGAGUGGACCAUCUGAUGAAGGUUGGAAAGAACAACUUCAGGCCGCCUCCCAAAGUCGAAUCCAGUGUUGUCAGAAUAGAGCCAAAGAACCCACCACCCCCUAUCAACUUCCAGGAGUGGGAUGGUCUGGUAAGGAUAGCCUUUGUUAGGAAAAACAAGACACUCUCUGCAGCAUUUAAGUCAAGUGCUGUAGAGCAGUUGCUGGAUCAUAAUUACCGAAUUCAUUGUUCCUUACAUAAUACAGAAAUACCUGAAAACUUCAAAAUUGCAGAAAAAAUACAGACAGUCCUAAAAAAUACAGGUUACUCUGAUAAACGAGCCCGUUCAAUGGAUAUAGAUGAUUUCAUUAGCCUGCUGCACGGCUUCAAUUCAGAAGGCAUCCAUUUCUCAUAGAUUCCGCUAGAAGAAUGAGAGAUGUUCUGUGCUUUGCCACCGAAGUCUUACCUGAGACAGAGUGACUGCAAUGGGACAAUCUCUUCCUACACGGCGAUGAGCAGAAUACAGUGUGCACACUCUGGUGGUUAUUAAGACCUCACACGCAAUUGGUAUCACAGGUGGUAGGCAAGGUGCUGCUGCUCUGUGUUUUAAAAGUGAUAAAUUCUUUUAUGACGGAAGCACUGGACUUCCACACGACAGUGUAUUUUUAAAUAUACCCAAUAACAAGGAUGGAUGCUGCCAUAAUUGAAAUACAUGUUCUCCAAUCAUGGAUCUAAUCUCAGUAUAUUCUUGCACAGUACUCGACAGUACAACCCGUUAAGUCUGGUCUGGGCAACAAAACCAGAAUUGUAUUAAUUCCAUUUGUUUGCAAUUUUUGUUUUAAAGUGUAUUUAAACACUUUUGAUUUUAAA
Molecule: messenger RNA, 1638 nt
Organism: Calidris pugnax (ruff)
Lineage: Eukaryota; Metazoa; Chordata; Aves; Charadriiformes; Scolopacidae
Gene: DIMT1
Product: DIM1 dimethyladenosine transferase 1 homolog
Exons: 12
Coding region: 260-1183 (307 amino acids)
Biological process (GO): rRNA methylation
Cellular component (GO): mitochondrial matrix
Molecular function (GO): rRNA (adenine-N6,N6-)-dimethyltransferase activity
Source: RefSeq, a predicted model, not a curated record